GCCUCCCCGCCCCCGGCUCCCGCAGGGCCCUGACUUUCGGUAAAUGACAGUGGCUCAGGAAACCAAGGGGCCCACACAGGAAGGAGCCGAGUGGGACUUUCCUCUCGCUGCCUCCCGGCUCUGCCCUCCCUUCGAAGGUCCAGGGUCCCUGCCCGCUAGGCAAGUUGCACUCAUGGCACCUCCAAGUGAAGAGACGCCCCUGAUCCCUCAGCGUUCAUGCAGCCUCUUGUCCACGGAGGCUGGUGCCCUGCAUGUGCUGCUGCCCGCUCGGGGCCCCGGGCCCCCCCAGCGCCUAUCUUUCUCCUUUGGGGACCACUUGGCUGAGGACCUGUGCGUGCAGGCUGCCAAGGCCAGCGGCAUCCUGCCUGUGUACCACUCCCUUUUUGCUCUGGCCACGGAGGACCUGUCCUGCUGGUUCCCCCCGAGCCACAUCUUCUCCGUGGAGGAUGCCAGCACCCAAGUCCUGCUCUACAGGAUUCGCUUUUACUUCCCCAAUUGGUUUGGGCUGGAGAAGUGCCACCGCUUCGGGCUACGCAAGGAUUUGGCCAGCGCUAUCCUUGACCUGCCAGUCCUGGAGCACCUCUUUGCCCAGCACCGCAGUGACCUGGUGAGUGGGCGCCUCCCCGUGGGCCUCAGUCUCAAGGAGCAGGGUGAGUGUCUCAGCCUGGCCGUGUUGGACCUGGCCCGGAUGGCGCGAGAGCAGGCCCAGCGGCCGGGAGAGCUGCUGAAGACUGUCAGCUACAAGGCCUGCCUACCCCCAAGCCUGCGCGACCUGAUCCAGGGCCUGAGCUUCGUGACGCGGAGGCGUAUUCGGAGGACGGUGCGCAGAGCCCUGCGCCGCGUGGCCGCCUGCCAGGCAGACCGGCACUCGCUCAUGGCCAAGUACAUCAUGGACCUGGAGCGGCUGGAUCCAGCCGGGGCCGCCGAGACCUUCCACGUGGGCCUCCCUGGGGCCCUUGGUGGCCACGACGGGCUGGGGCUGCUCCGCGUGGCUGGUGACGGCGGCAUCGCCUGGACCCAGGGAGAACAGGAGGUCCUCCAGCCCUUCUGCGACUUUCCAGAAAUCGUAGACAUUAGCAUCAAGCAGGCCCCGCGCGUUGGCCCGGCCGGGGAGCACCGCCUGGUCACUGUUACCAGGACAGACAACCAGAUUUUAGAGGCCGAGUUCCCAGGGCUGCCCGAGGCUCUGUCGUUCGUGGCGCUCGUGGACGGCUACUUCCGGCUGACCACGGACUCCCAGCACUUCUUCUGCAAGGAGGUGGCACCGCCGAGGCUGCUGGAGGAAGUGGCCGAGCAGUGCCACGGCCCCAUCACUCUGGACUUUGCCAUCAACAAGCUCAAGACUGGGGGCUCACGUCCUGGCUCCUAUGUUCUCCGCCGCAGCCCCCAGGACUUUGACAGCUUCCUCCUCACUGUCUGUGUCCAGACACCCCUUGGUCCUGAUUAUAAGGGCUGCCUCAUCCGGCGCAGCCCCACAGGAACCUUCCUUCUGGUUGGCCUCAGCCGACCCCACAGCAGUCUUCGAGAGCUCCUGGCAACCUGCUGGGAUGGGGGGCUGCACGUAGAUGGGGUGGCAGUGACCCUCACUUCCUGCUGUAUCCCCAGACCCAAAGAAAAGUCCAACCUGAUCGUGGUCCAGAGAGGUCACAGCCCACCCACAUCAUCCUUGGUUCAGCCCCAAUCCCAAUACCAGCUGAGUCAGAUGACAUUUCACAAGAUCCCUGCUGACAGCCUGGAGUGGCAUGAGAACCUGGGCCAUGGGUCCUUCACCAAGAUUUACCGGGGCUGCCGCCAUGAGGUGGUGGAUGGGGAGGCCCGAAAGACAGAGGUGCUGCUGAAGGUGAUGGAUGCCAAGCACAAGAACUGCAUGGAGUCAUUCCUGGAAGCAGCGAGCUUGAUGAGCCAAGUGUCAUACCGGCAUCUCGUGCUGCUCCACGGCGUGUGCAUGGCUGGAGACAGCACCAUGGUGCAGGAAUUUGUACACCUGGGGGCCAUAGACAUGUAUCUGCGAAAACGUGGCCACCUGGUGCCAGCCAGCUGGAAACUGCAGGUGGUCAAACAGCUGGCCUACGCCCUCAACUAUCUGGAGGACAAAGGCCUCCCCCAUGGCAAUGUCUCUGCCCGGAAGGUGCUCCUGGCUCGGGAGGGGGCUGAUGGGAGCCCGCCCUUCAUCAAGCUGAGUGACCCUGGGGUCAGCCCCGCUGUGUUAAGCCUGGAGAUGCUCACCGACAGGAUCCCCUGGGUGGCCCCCGAGUGUCUCCGGGAGGCCCAGACACUUAGCUUGGAAGCUGACAAGUGGGGCUUCGGCGCCACGGUCUGGGAAGUGUUUAGUGGCGUCACCAUGCCCAUCAGUGCCCUGGAUCCUGCUAAGAAACUCCAAUUUUAUGAGGACCGGCAGCAGCUGCCGGCCCCCAAGUGGACAGAGCUGGCCCUGCUGAUUCAACAGUGCAUGGCCUAUGAGCCGGUCCAGAGGCCCUCCUUCCGAGCCGUCAUUCGUGACCUCAAUAGCCUCAUCUCUUCAGACUAUGAGCUCCUCUCAGACCCCACACCUGGUGCCCUGGCACCUCGUGAUGGGCUGUGGAAUGGUGCCCAGCUCUAUGCCUGCCAAGACCCCACGAUCUUCGAGGAGAGACACCUCAAGUACAUCUCACAGCUGGGCAAGGGCAACUUUGGCAGCGUGGAGCUGUGCCGCUAUGACCCGCUAGGCGACAAUACAGGUGCCCUGGUGGCCGUGAAACAGCUGCAGCACAGCGGGCCAGACCAGCAGAGGGACUUUCAGCGGGAGAUUCAGAUCCUCAAAGCACUGCACAGUGAUUUCAUUGUCAAGUAUCGUGGUGUCAGCUAUGGCCCGGGCCGCCAGAGCCUGCGGCUGGUCAUGGAGUACCUGCCCAGCGGCUGCUUGCGCGACUUCCUGCAGCGGCACCGCGCGCGCCUCGAUGCCAGCCGCCUCCUUCUCUAUUCCUCGCAGAUCUGCAAGGGCAUGGAGUACCUGGGCUCCCGCCGCUGCGUGCACCGCGACCUGGCUGCCCGAAACAUCCUCGUGGAGAGCGAGGCACACGUCAAGAUCGCUGACUUCGGCCUAGCUAAGCUGCUGCCGCUUGACAAAGACUACUACGUGGUUCGCGAGCCGGGCCAGAGCCCCAUUUUCUGGUAUGCCCCCGAAUCCCUCUCGGACAACAUCUUCUCUCGCCAGUCAGACGUCUGGAGCUUCGGGGUCGUCCUGUACGAGCUCUUCACCUACUGCGACAAAAGCUGCAGCCCCUCGGCCGAGUUCCUGCGGAUGAUGGGAUGUGAGCGGGAUGUCCCCGCCCUCUGCCGCCUCCUGGAACUGCUGGAGGAGGGCCAGAGGCUGCCGGCGCCUCCUGCCUGCCCUGCUGAGGUUCACGAGCUCAUGAAGCUGUGCUGGGCCCCUAGCCCACAGGACCGGCCAUCAUUCAGUGCCCUGGGCCCCCAGCUGGACAUGCUGUGGAGCGGAAGACGGGGGUGUGAGACUCAUGCCUUCACUGCUCACCCAGAGGGCAAACACCACUCCCUGUCCUUUUCAUAGCUCCUGCCUGCAGACCUCUGGAUUAGGUCUCUGUUGACUGGCUGUGUGACCUUAGGCAGGGAGCUGCCCCUCUCUGGGCCUCGGAGGCCUUAUGAGGGUCCUCUACUUCAGGAACACCCCCAUGACAUUGCAUUUGGGGGGGCUCCCGUGGCCUGUAGAAUAGCCUGUGGCCUUUGCAGUUUGUUAAGGUUCAAGACAGAUGGGCAUAUGUGUCAGUGGGGCUCUCUGAGUCCUGGCCCAAAGAAGCAAGGAACCAAAUUUAAGACUCUCGCAUCUUCCCAACCCCUUAAGCCCUGGUCCCCUGAGUUUCCUUUUCUCUCUGUCUCUUUUUAUUUUUUUUAUUUUUAUUUUUAUUUUUGAGACAGAGCCUCGCUCUGUUACCCAGGGUGGAGUGCAGUGGUGCGAUCUCGGCUCAGUGCGACCUCUGCUUCCCAGGUUCAAGCGAUUCUCCUGCCUCAGCCUCCCAAGUAGCUGGGAUUACAGGUGUGCACCACCACACCCAGCUAAUUUUUUUUAUAAUAGAGAUGAGGUUUCACCAUGAUGGCCAGGCUGAUCUCGAACUCCCAACCUCAAGUGAUCCUCCCACCUCAGCCUCCCAAAGUGUUGGAAUAAUAGGCAUGAGCCACCACACCCAGGCUUUUAUUUUUUUAAAUUUAUUAUUAUUAUUUUUAAGAGACAGGAUCUUGCUACAUUGCCCAGGCUGGUCUUGAACUCCUGGGCUACAGUGAUCCUCCUGCCUUAUCCUCCCAAAUAGCUGGGACUACAGGCACCUAGUUUUGAGUUUCCUGUCUUAUUUCCAAUGGGGAUAUUCAUGUAGCUUUUUUUUUUUUUUUUUGAGACGGAGUCUCGCUCUGUCGCCCAGGCUGGAGUGCAGUGGCGCAAUCUCGGCUCACUGCAAGCUCCGCCUCCUGGGUUCACACCAUUCUCUCGCCUCAGCCUCCCGAGUAGCUGGGACUACAGGCGCCCGCCACCACACCCAGCUAAUUUUUUGUAUUUUUAGUAGAGACGGGGUUUCACCUUGUUAGCCAGGAUGGUUUCCAUCUCCUGACCUCGUGAUCUGCCCGUCUCGGCCUCCCAAAGUGCUGGGAUUACAGGCAUGAGGCACCGCGCCUGGCCCUCAUGUAGCUUUAAAUGUAUGAUCUGACUUCUGCUCCCCGAUCUCUGUUUCUCUGAAGGAAGCCAAGGACAAGAGCAGUUGCUGUGGCUGGGACUCUGCCUUUUAGGGGAGCCCGUGUAUCUCUUUGGGAUCCUGAAAGGGGGCAGGAAAGGCUGGGGUCCCAGUCCACCCUAAUGGUAUCUGAGUGUCCUAGGGCUUCAGUUUUCCCACCUGUCCAAUGGGACCCUUUCUGUCCUCACCCUACAAGGGGCACAAAGGGAUGACACCAAACCUGGCAGGAACUUUUCACGCAAUCAAGGGAAGGAAAGGCAUUCCUGGCAGAGGGAACAGCAUGCCAAGCGUGAGAAGGCUCAGAGUAAGGAGGUUAAGAGCCCAAGUAUUGGAGCCUACAGUUUUGCCCCUUCCAUGCAGUGUGACAGUGGGCAAGUUCCUUUCCCUCUCUGGGUCUCAGUUCUGUCCCCUGCAAAAUGGUCAGAGCUUACCCCUUGGCUGUGCAGGGUCAACUUUCUGACUGGUGAGAGGGAUUCUCAUGCAGGUUAAGCUUCUGCUGCUCCUCCUCACCUGCAAAGCUUUUCUGCCACUUUUGCCUCCUUGGAAAACUCUUAUCCGUCUCUCAAAACUCCAGUUACCACAUCCUUGCAGCCUUCCCUCAUAUACCCCCACUACUACUGUAGCCCUGUCCUUCCCUCCAGCCCCACUCUGACCCUGGGGCUGGGGAAGUGUCUGUGUCCAGCUGUCUCCCCUGACCUCAGGGUUCCUUGGGGGCUGGGCUGAGGCCUCAAUACAGAGGGGGCUCUGGAAGUGUUUGUUGACUGAAUAAAGGAAUUCAGUGGAAAA
Gorilla gorilla gorilla (western lowland gorilla) is the source of this 5501-nucleotide messenger RNA. It is a transcript of the gene JAK3, whose product is annotated as Janus kinase 3. Gene Ontology annotation, biological process: regulation of apoptotic process; cytokine-mediated signaling pathway; cell surface receptor signaling pathway via JAK-STAT. Gene Ontology annotation, molecular function: growth hormone receptor binding; non-membrane spanning protein tyrosine kinase activity; ATP binding. NCBI's taxonomy places the organism in Eukaryota, Metazoa, Chordata, Mammalia, Primates, Hominidae. The record is from RefSeq and is a predicted model, not a curated record. Gene Ontology annotation, cellular component: cytosol; cytoskeleton; membrane. The coding region runs from base 44 to 3547 and encodes 1167 amino acids. The transcript has 24 exons.